Messenger RNA from Verticillium alfalfae VaMs.102, 8640 nucleotides. RefSeq names its product HC-toxin synthetase. Bases 1 to 8640 code for a protein of 2879 amino acids. Gene Ontology annotation, biological process: amino acid activation for nonribosomal peptide biosynthetic process; secondary metabolite biosynthetic process. Gene Ontology annotation, cellular component: cytoplasm. The record is from RefSeq and is a predicted model, not a curated record. Lineage: Eukaryota; Fungi; Ascomycota; Sordariomycetes; Glomerellales; Plectosphaerellaceae. Gene Ontology annotation, molecular function: phosphopantetheine binding; catalytic activity. The transcript is spliced from 5 exons.
AUGCGGUUUGAGGAUAUUGAGGCGCCGCUGCUGUCAUACUGGGGAGUCGAGGCUGCAGGUGACGAAUUGCAAAAAACGACCAGCUACAGCUUCACUCUGAGCAGCGAUACCACAUUGGCGCUCUUCGGCAAAUGCAACGACGCAUACAGAACACGACCCAUGGAGUUGAUGAUUGCGUGUCUGCUUCAUGCAUUCGAUCAAACUUUCACGGAUCGACCACUGCCCACGAUUUGGAACGAGGGUCAUGGCCGCGAAGUCUGGGAUGACAGCUUGGAUCUCUCCAGGACCUGCGGGUGGUUCACGACACUGGUCCCGGUGCAAAUAUCUGGGAUCAAACAACAGACACUACAAGAGUUCAUUCGCCGCGUGAAAGACUACAUCCGUAGUAUCCCGCAGAAUGGGUGGUCCUACUUCGUCUCCCGCUUUGUCAAUAAGGACUCGUGCGACAAGUUCAUCUCAAACCUGCCCGUUGAGAUCAUGUUCAACUACAGCGGCGGUUAUGGGCAGCUUGAACGCGGGGAUUCGCUCUUCGAAAAUAUUACUGCCCCGGCCUCGCGAGAUCUACAGACGGAAAUGGCGUCAACAUUUAGACGACACGCAGUCUUCGAUGUUCUUGCUGGUGUCCAGCGCGGCCAACUGGCGAUUAAUUUCGUCUUCCCCCAGACCAUAGCGUCUCGGAUGAACAUCGAGAGAUGGAUUGCUCAGUAUCAGUCCACUUUGGAGUCAUUGGCCUCCGAAAGCGUCAUCAGUGAGAGGAGUUCCGGUGAAAAGAAUAUCAGUCGCCUGACCUUGUCUGACUUUCCCGGCCUGUUCGGCUCUUACGAGGCCAUCGACGAAUUCCAUACCAAUGUUCUACCAGCACUUGGCAUUGACUGCAUCGACGAUAUCGAGCAUAUCUACCCUGCCGCCCCAACACAAGAAGGCAUUCUGAUCAGUCAGGCCAAGGAUCCCAAAAGCUAUCAUUCCCGCCUGCACAUCGUGGUCUCCUCUAACGAGAGAGGUCCACCGAUUGACGUCAAAAGACUGCAAGAUGCGUGGCGAAGUGUCUCUCGACGACAUGAUCUUCUCCGCGCCGUCUUCAUCCGUGAGUUCCCUGGAAACAGCCGCAUCAUGCAAGCUAUCCUCGCCAACCCCAAAUUGAGCAUACACGUCCACAAAAAUGCUACGGAUUUAGAUGUAACGCGUCUCAUGCACACGCAACUGUCCCCGCACUAUCAGCAAUCGGGACUGCAACAUCACCUUGACAUGCUUCUCGUCGACGAAAGGAAGGCCAACCUCAUUCUAGAGAUCAAUCAUGCCAUCAUCGACGGCUACUCCACCAAUAUCAUAGCGAGAGACUUGAAGUCUGCCUAUGAGCACGCUGAUGUAUCGCUAACACCAAGUGUGUCGUCCUAUGGGGAUUUCGUCAUGUCCCUCGACGGCCAGUCACGGGAAGAAGGCCUCGAGUUUUGGGCAGCAAGUCUCGCAGGAACCAAGGCGUGUCACUUCCCAGGCUUUCCAACGCAUUUUGCAACGAUCGGAAACGCUGCUUUGAAUGAUGAGCAAAAGCAGAGAGACCAAGACGAAUCCACUACCGUCAAAGUCCCUCUUCUGGAUACCAAUCUCAUCAGGCAGUUCUGCCAAGCAUUAGAGAUCACCCCGGCCACCGUCGUGCAGCUCGCUUGGGCAGUAGUCCUGCGAUGGUACACCAACUCACUGGACACGUGCUUUGGCAUAUUGUGCUCUGGGCGAGAUCUUCCGAUCGAUGGCGUUGACGAGAUCUUCGGGCCGCUCAUUUGCAUGUUAAUCUGCCGCGUUCAAUUCAGCGUCGAUGGCAUGACAGUGGCUGAGGCGCUGGAGCAAGUGCACGCUAGCUAUGUUGAAGGCCUACGAUAUCAGACAUUUUCGUUGGCAGCAGUACACAAUGCGUUGGGGCUAGGAAGCGAUGCGCUUUUCAAUAGCGUCGUAUCAUUCCAGAAAGCUGGAGGUGAUGCUGAGGAGGAAAUAAGUCGUGGACAGGAGGGUGGUAGUGUUCAGGUAUCAUUAGUCGGCGGUUAUGAUCCUACCGAGUAUGGCGUCUCCGUUCGCGCAAUCGACACCCCCGAUGAGCUUUUUGUCUUCGUCGACUGUCAAUCCGCAAUGAGCGCUGGCGAAACAGAUCGGAUCGGACAAUGCUUCAGCACAGCAAUCGCGUCUAUUGUAGCCAACAGCCAGUCUCCGAUCAAGGAACUUGAUGUAUUGAGCGUGAAGGCGCGGGAUCAAAUCUGGCAGUGGAAUCACGUUGUUCCGAGAGCAUCCGACAAAUGUGUCCAUGACCUAAUCGAGGAGAUGGCACUUACUUGCUCCAAUAAGGUGGGCAUCAGCAGCUGGGAUGGUGAUCUAACAUACAAGGACAUCACUGAACACGCGGGUCGACUCGCGAAUAGCCUUGUUGGCAGAGGCCUUGCUCAAGAAACAAUCGUCCCUUUGUGCUUCGAAAAGUCGAAAUGGACAGUUGUGGCAAUGCUCGGCGUACUCAGAGCAGGAGGCGCUUUUGUCCUCUUGGACCCAUCUCAGCCUGAAGAUCGUCUUUCCAAGAUUAUACAACAAACGAAGGCUACGACAGGAUUGUCUUCCCUGGCAAAUAGCAAGCUCAUGUCGAGGAUGCUGACACAUGUCGUGGUUGUCGCCGAGGACUCAUUCUAUUCGAUAACAUCCUCGCUCCCCGGUGACCACAAAAGGGGCAAUUCGGCAUCGUUGAUCUUUGACGUCUCGAUAAACACUCUGAUGAUGGUCCUCGCUUCUGGUGGUUGCGUCUGUGUGCCAUCCGAAGUGGACCGCAAGAACAGUCUCACUGAGGCAAUCGUCAGCUUCGGUGUCAACACCAUCGAUGUAACUCCUUCGGUCUGCCGCCUGCUGAACCCAAAUGAUAUGCCACUGGUCCACACCAUGAUCCUCGGCGGAGAGCAGCUAAGAGCAACAGACAUCGCGCAUUGGCCUGGUCAUGUCAAGAUCCUCAACUGCUACGGUCCUUCAGAAUGCACCCCAACGAGCACGAUCAAUGAUAUCCAGGGUACUUCUUUUAUCACUGGAAUAGGCAAGGCCGCGGGUGCUGUCGUUUGGAUCGUCGACCCGAUUGAUCACAACGUUUUGGCCCCGCCUGGUACAGUAGGCGAAUUACUUAUUGAAGGCCCAAUUGUUGGGCAAGGCUACCUCGGCGACCCAGAGCGCACUUCUGCUUCUUUCAUCCAUGAUCCGGACUUCUUGCUAAGAGGUUCAGCGUCGUAUCUCGGUCGUGAAGGAUAUCUUUACAAGACGGGCGACUUGGUGCGAUACCAGAGUGACGGCAACUUAACGUACAUAGGCCGCAAGGACACGCAAGUCAAGCUCCGCGGACAACGCGUCGAGCUGGAGGAUGUCGAGCACCAUGCCUUGGCUUCAGUUCCAGGAGCUAAAGAAGUUGUCGUGGAGGUCAUCACUCCAUCGGGUGAGGGUGGAGGUCAGCAGCUUCUCGCCGCAUUUGUGCUUCUUAUUCACCAAGACCACACCAAAAAUGACGGGUUCCGAACCCAAGGAGGCGCUGGAGUGAGCGCUUUGUCUGGUACUUUGGUCAUUGAAGACUCACUCAGCCAGCGGCUGCCGAACUACAUGGUUCCGACGGUAUGGUUCGCUAUCGACGCAAUGCCGUUGACGUUAGCAGGCAAAACCGAUCGUCGCAAGCUGCGCGAGAUCGGAUCGUCCUAUUCUAUGGUGCAGCUGAACGCACAACGCAGCGGUAACACGGGCGACAAGCGCAUUCCAACGACAGAUGUUGAGAGGACACUACAGUCUCUAUGGAGCCACACCUUAGGUGUCCAACUCGGACAUAUCGGGCUCGACGACAACUUCUUCCGUCUUGGCGGCGACUCUCUCCGGGCAAUGAGCUUAGUGUCUACCGCGAGAAAGAGUGGCCUGGGGCUGUCUGUCGCCCAGAUAUUCGAACAUCCGAGGCUAGGUGACAUCGCGAAUGAGCUUCUGUCAAAUAAACACACGCACAAAUUGUCUGGGAACGAGGGCGAACCGGAACCGUUCGCCCUGCUCUCGUGGCCCCAGGACCAUUUUGAUGGAUUCACCGACCAGGGCUCGAUGGCGCUCUCGACGAAAUUUUCAGGCGAAUAUAUCAUUCAGAAUGUCAUGCAGAUUGCUGCUGAGACAGACUGUCACCGAUUGCAGCAAUCCUGGGUGGAGGCCGUGCGUCUCACUCUCAUGCUGCGUACGAGGAUCGUACAGCAUCACGCCAGUGAUCUUAUGCUGCAGGUAGUUCUUCAAAGCACAGCUGUGGAGCUGGCUGGCGGGAUUCAAUGGCAAAGUGGAGAUGACCUUGAAACUUACCUUGAAUGCGACAAGACGCAGCCUAUGCACCUCGGUGAGCCUUUGGUUCGUUAUGCCAUCAUUCGGGACGAUGGACAGUCCUACCUUGUGUGGACAAUUCACCAUGCAGUCUAUGAUGGACAGUCACUGCCCGCGAUCCAGACACUGGUUCGCAAUAUCUAUCACGCCCGGACGGAAGACAAUCCCCUUCAUCUCCCGUUCAACACAUUUGUUCGCCACCUCUUGAUGCUAGACGAAAGCGCCAGCAAGACCUUCUGGGGAGAUUACUUUGCGGAGUACCAGUCGACUGCCUUCCCACCACUUCCAUCCUCAUUCCUUGAGAAUACCAUCAAAGCAGAUGUCACAAUCGGUCUUGCGAUAGACCUGCCCUCCUUGGCAGACUCUAGCGUUACAAUGGCGACAAUCAUCAGGGCUGCUUGGGCUCAGGCUAUACAUCACAACACCGGGUCGUCGGACAUUGUCUUUGGCGCCACGCUCUCCGGACGUAAUGCUCCCAUCGCGGGUAUCGAAGACAUUAUCGGCCCUACAAUCGCCACUGUGCCUGUACGCAUCAAGGUACCGCAACGACCUGUGCAAUCCACAGUGCUACAGUUCCUGCUCGAUGUGCAAGCGAAAUCCACCGCCAUGAUACCCCACGAGCAAUUCGGCUUACACAAGAUUUCCAAGAUCAGUGAGAAUGCUCAGCAGGGAUGCGAGUUCAAGACAUUACUCAUCAUCCAGCCCCAUGAGGAAGAUGACAGUGCGGAUCUUUCACAAGUGGAAUUAGGCACCUGGCUCGAGAAUGCAGCCGACACCACCAACUUUAGCACAUACCCUUUAACCGUCGUCUGCAGGCUCUCAUCCACUGGGAGUAUGCACAUAGGGUGCUCUGUUGAUUCACGCGUGUUGACUCAAUGGCGAGCUGAAAAGAUUCUGGAACAUUUUGGUUUACUCGUUCAGCAGCUUUCAAGCAUGGACCUUGACCAAUCAAUCGAGGAGUUACACGGAUUGAUGCUGUCAGACAGAGAACUCAUUUGGACGUGGAACGAACAUGUCCCCGAGCCUGUAGACACGUGUCUGCACGACCUCAUUCACCAGAGAGCUAUGACGCAGCCGAAUGCUCCUGCACUCUGUUGCUGGGACGGAGAGAUGAGCUACUGUGAGCUGGACGCAGCCUCAUCUAGCUUGGCAUCGUAUCUUGUCGACAACCUAGGCAUCGCCGCUGGCUCCAUGGUCCCAUUGUGUUUCGAGAAGUCAAGAUGGGCGGUUGUUUCCAUGGUGGCAGUCCUCAAAGCGGGUGCUGCGUUCGUGCCGCUUGAUCCUGCGCAGCCGACUGAUCGCAGAGACAUGGUGCUCAGGCAGGUCAACGGGUCCGUCAUGCUAGCCUCAGAACAUCUGGCCGGCGAAAUAGACGCCAGCAGUUCUUUCAAGGCCAUUGCCGUGGGACCUCAGCUUUUGGCAUGUCUAGAACAUACUGUCAAAAGCAAAUUGGUGUCGAGGCCGGGCAGCCCUGAUGGUAUCGCAUACAUAAUUUUCACUUCUGGAAGCACCGGUCUGCCAAAGGGUGUCAUUAUCGACAAUCGCGCAAUUUCGACAAGCUGUUCUUACCAUGGACGUGCCAUCGGGCUGACAAAAGGCUCGAGAGUGUUGCAAUUCGCAUCUCACGCAUUCGACGCAUCAAUUCAAGAGGUCAUCACCACGCUGAUUUAUGGCGGCACUGUUUGCAUUCCGUCCGAGUACGACUUGCGCAACAACCUCACACACAGCAUUUUUGAAAUGCAGGUUAACACAGCGUAUCUCACGCCCUCGGUCGCCAGGCUGAUUGAUGCCAGCAGCGUGCCUAAUCUGAAGACGCUCAUGCUGGCAGGAGAGUCAUCGACGUCUCGGGACUUCUUGAACUGGUUGAGCCCGGGGCAGACACUGCUGCAUGGAUAUGGCCCGACAGAAUGCGCUGUUCUUUGUUGCGUUGCACAAGUCGGGUUCGGUGCGACUGAAGAGGUAAAUCCUGCCUGCAUCGGAACAGCUACUGGUGGGACAAGCUGGAUUGUCGACGCUGCCGAUCACAAUAAAUUGCUUCCUGUAGGCGCCGUUGGUGAACUUCUCAUCGAAGGACAUAUCCUUGCGCGGUCCUAUCUCCACGAUCAAGCAGUCACAGACAGGGUCUUCAUUGAGACGCCGUCCUGGCUCAGCCGAGGGGUCAGCAGAGAUGGCCGUAUCUCUGGUCGGCGAGGCAGACUGUAUAAGACAGGUGAUCUUGUUUCGUACAACGCCGACGGCAGCCUCAACUACAUUGGACGCAAAGACUCACAGAUCAAGAUUCGCGGCCAACGGGUCGAACUCACGGACGUGGAAGCAUCAGUAAAACAGUCAUUCCAACCAGCUCUACAAGUUGUGGCCGAGAUCAUACAACCCGCUGGUGAGGGAGCGAAUCCAGCCUUGGCAGUAUUCAUGGUGCUUGGAAGUGAUGGUCUGGGUUCGUUGCUGAACAAGACGCAAAAUGGUGUACAGAUUGGGGUUCUUUCUGUCCCGAUGACGGUUGAGAAUCAACUCGCCGAACUGGUGCCCAGCUACAUGGUGCCAUCUGUGUGGUUCAUUGUCGAUCAGCUGCCUCUGAAUACCUCCGGCAAGACGAAUCGCAAAAAGUUGCGUGAUAUUGGCUCAUCCUUUUCGGCGUCAGACCUCGCUGCCCUGAGAAGAAUUGAGGGCACGCAGAAACGAAAUCCUUCGACAGAAGUUGAAAAAUCACUAUGUGUUACUAUUGGAAGGGUUCUCAACGUCAGCGAAGUCGCCAUUGGCCUUGAUGACAAUUUCUUUCACCUUGGCGGCGAUUCCAUCACGGCCAUGCAGCUGUCUGCUGCAGCGCGGCAGAAAGGACUAAACAUCUCGGUUGAGAAAAUUACUCGUUUCAAGACAGUCAGCAGGAUUCUUGAAGCAUGCAACGCAGACAUUCAGGAUAUCUCGCAAAAAACGGGUUACGGACGAGACCCGAUGGACGACGAGGACGACAAUCUGGACCAGGCUGUCGCUCUUUCGCCGAUUCAGCAAAUGUUCUUCCUCCAUCAGCCAAACACUAACGUUUGCUUCGAUCAGUUCUUCUACCUUCAACCCCGAGCACUCAUCUCACAUUCUGUGCUUGAGCUUGCUCUCAACAAAAUUGUCACUACCCAUCCGCUCCUGCGUGCCCGGUUCAGGAAGACCGACACUGGUGUCUGGGAACAAUUCAUCGAAUCAUCUCCGGCAAAAACAUUACGAUGUCUUUCUCGGACAUGUUCCAACUACGAGCAAGUCGCAUUAUCUAUUCAGCAUCAACGUGCCGACCUGAACAUUACCAGCGGUCCAUUGGUGGCCGCUGUCUUGUAUGACGUAGAUGAAGUGACGCUGGCGCCGCCGACAACUUCGUUCCGAAGCUGGUCGUCUUUACAAGCCCAGCAUGCCGUUGAACUUGUGGCAGCCCGGGAACAAACAAAGGCCAAUCCGCCACCACGAAUCUCAUACUGGACCGGCGAUGGGUUGACAACCCACGUAAGCCGAGACGCUGAUUCGAUGACUCUGGCGUUCUCACUCGAUGAAUCCACCACGACAGCCAUUCUAGGAGCUUGCAACGAAUUCCUCGGUACGAAACCCGUUGAGCUGAUGAUAUCGGCGCUACUUUUCUCCUUCGGUCAGACAUUCAGGGACAGGCCGCUGCCGACGAUUUUCAACGAAGGACAUGGACGAGGCACAUGGGACGAAACGUUGGACAUGGAUCUCUCAAGAACAGUUGGGUGGUUCACCACACUGUAUCCAAUCCAUCUGCACAACAGCGUCACCAAUAGCACAGGGAAGGACAGCGCACAACAGCAUACCCUGCUCGACUUUGUCGCUAACACACACGAAGCGAUGGCAGCCUCUUCCUCCCCUCAAAGUGGCGCGUCGUUCUUCACCUCGCAAUUCGCCACGCCAGAAUCGGCACGGUCCUUCGUAAAGGGCCAACUUCCCGCUGAAAUUGUCUUCAACUACGGUGGCGUCUACCAGCAGCUCGAACGCGACGAUUCUUUCUUUCAAAUCGUCUCGCUGGACGCCAUGGCUAGCAAGCACUGUGGCGUUGGUGGCGGCAGGGAUGAUUGCGGGAAGAGGUCGGGCAUGCUGAAUAUCAGCCCUCUCUCAGCGGCCGAGGCGCAUAGGUAUGCACUGUUUGAGGUCAUCGCGGGUGUUACAAAGGGAAGGCUUGGGAUUUCCGUCAUUUACAGUAGGCACUUGCUGCAUGGGGUCAAGAUUAAGGCGUGGUUUGCCGAGUUUGAGGCAGUGAUGCGAAGGAUUGUCAGGGAGUUGGGCAACGCAGGGUCUGUCUAG